AGCCAGUCUCUCCUUAGCAACCAGCCAAACAUCCUGUCUAAGCUCUUUGAACAAAGUUACAGCGGAGGUGUCUCCUGCUUCGCGUCUACAGGGCUCCGUCUCCUCAUUGUCAUUUCCCUCUCACUUUGUUUUGGACCCCAACAUCUCUUUGUGCCCGCCAGUUACUAAGUUGGUUGUGAGCCACCUGACUCCUGCCGCAAACCAACCACGAACGAAAUGAGUUCUGGUGGCUGACUACGAUAGUGCUCUCUUCGAGGAAGCUUCUCCGUCUGGCAGGAUUAGGAAAAUCCGAGGAGCAGAAGGAAAGGAACCCGGCUUUUAGGCUCCACCCACUGACCGUGAGGUCAGAGCGCCUUUGCCCCACGCAGGCCCCGCCUGCCCCAUGCAGGCCCCGCCCGCCCCGCGUUGGCUUCUGGGAUCUCUUCCCAGCAUGCAGUGCUCCAGACGAAGCCAGUUCCGCGCCAAGCGCGCGGUCUGAGAUCCUUUCCCGAAGUCCCUUGCGCGGCACCUGGCGACAAAAUGGCUGCCCGAGGGAGACGGGCGGAGCCUCCGAGUCGGGAGGCGCCCGGCCCAGCGGGCGGCGGCAGGAGCCGAUGGGCUGAGUCGGGGCCGGGAACGUCACCCGAGAGCGGGGACGACGAGGUGUCGGGCUCAAGUCCGGUGUCCGGCGGUGUGAACUUGUUCGCCAACGACGGCAGCUUCCUGGAGCUGUUCAAGCGGAAGAUGGAGGAGGAGCAGCGACAGCGGCAGGAGGAGCCACCCCCGGGCCCGCAGCGACCCGACCCAUCGGCCUCCGCCGCGGCGGGCCCAGGGAAUCCGAAGAGGAAGGGCGGCCCAGGCCCCACGCUCAGCUUCGUGGGCAAGCGCAGAGGCGGGAACAAACUAGCCCUCAAGACGGGAAUAGUAGCCAAGAAGCAGAAGACGGAGGAUGAGGUAUUAACAAGUAAAGGUGACGCAUGGGCCAAGUACAUGGCAGAAGUGAAAAAGUACAAAGCCCACCAGUGCGGUGACGAUGAUAAAACUCGGCCCCUGGUGAAAUGACCCCUUCCCAGGUGCUCAUUACCUGGACUCUCUGCGAUGUACAUAACUAUUUAAUGUGGUAAUGGCAGCGGCCUUCCUGGAGGACUGAUACACAGAAGGAAACCGAGGCGCUUCCCAUGGCCGCACACCAUUCUCCAGGACUCUUUUUUACCUUGAGCACUUGCCUCCUGAGACUUACUAGACCAGUGGUUUACUGUCCCCUGGCUUCCCACCACCUCACUUUCUCUGGCUCUGUCUGUCUCUUCUUGCUGUCUCUCUCCUUUUAGCAGUCACUUCUAAGAAGUAAAGAACCUGAUUUAGUGCUGGA
Molecule: messenger RNA, 1348 nt
Organism: Mesocricetus auratus (golden hamster)
Lineage: Eukaryota; Metazoa; Chordata; Mammalia; Rodentia; Cricetidae
Gene: Trir
Product: telomerase RNA component interacting RNase
Exons: 4
Coding region: 520-1041 (173 amino acids)
Molecular function (GO): 3'-5' exonuclease activity; 5'-3' exonuclease activity
Source: RefSeq, a predicted model, not a curated record